CUUUCUGGCCCGGCUGCGUGUCGUAAGAGUUUGGAGAGCCCCCCCUCCUGUUAAGUAGCAGACCGUCUGGGAACUCUCCCCACUUGGAAGGAGACUCUCCGACGCGUCGGGAACCCACGCAGAUCGUGGACUCGGCAGCGGACCACACCAGGACUCGGUUUUUCUCAGGCUGGGAUCCGCAGAGGCUUUAACUCAUUUAUUCACUCAGAUUUUCAGCGGUUCCAUCCGCAGCUUUUCCUUUGUACAGCUGAGGCAGAGGAGCUGAAGAUGAAGAGCAGGUUGUCUCUGGCUGCCUUGGCCCUCCUGGCCCUCCUGCUGCAGCUGUCCUCCUCCCAGGCCCAGGACUCAGUGGACGCUCCGUCUGAUUUAAGGUUUAAGAUUUUAAGUGAAAGUACGGUUCAAAUGAUGUGGAGGCGGCCGCAGAGCAGGAUACAGGGCUACAGGAUAGAAGUGACCUCAGAUACAGAAGAACCGACGAGACAAGUUUCUCUGCCUGCAUCUGCGACUAAGACCUCCAUCUCUGACCUGACUCCAGAUGUGAAUUAUGUGGUUACCAUAGUAGCGUACGCCGGAUCCGAGGAGAGUCUGCCCAUCUCUGGCCAGAUCACAUUGGAAUCGAGCGGUAGCUCCAGAGGAGGACCGAGGAAACCCAGCACUUCAGAUCUAGUCAGGUGCCCCGCCACGGCGGUGGCUGAUCUGAUCUUCCUGGUUGACGGUUCCUGGAGCGUCGGCAGGCCCAACUUCAAAUACAUCCGCAGCUUCAUUUCGGCCACCGCCGGAGCCUUUCAGAUCGGCAAGGACAGAACCCGGGUGGGCGUGGUCCAGUACGGGGACGCUCCUCGAACCGAGUUCAGCCUGAACCAACACCUGACCCGACCCGCUCUGCUCAAGGCUGUCAGUUCGCUGCUUUACAAGGGAGGCAACACCAGGACAGGCGAUGCUCUGAGCUACGUCCUGACGAACGGGUUCACUGAAGCGGCCGGGUCCAGGAGAGAUGUCCCCAAGGUGCUGGUGAUCAUCACGGACGGGCGGUCCGAUGAUCCGGUGGAGAGCUACGCCAAGCAGCUCAGGAGCCGCGGCGUGGAGAUCUUCGUCCUUGGCGUCCAUCAGGCUGAUGAAGCAGAGAUGAAGGCUCUGGCCUCCACGCCGUUCCAACAUCACAUCUACAGGGCGGCCAACUUUGACACGAUCCAGGUCGUCCAGAACGACUUCAUCACUCAGAUCUGCUCCAGCGUAGAGGAUCAGCUCAGCUUACUGACCAGCGGGGAAGAAGUUGUGGAUCCAGCCUCUAACCUCCGAGUCCUCGAGGUGGCUUCCAAGUCCAUGAGGGUGACCUGGGAUGCCUCAGUUGGUGACAUUUCAGGCUACAGGGUUCAGAUGAUCCCAAUGAUGGCCGGCAGUAAGCAGCAGGACCUGUAUGUUGAUUCCUCCCAGACCUCGGUUGUGGUCAAAGACCUUUCUCCAGACACAGAGUACCAGGUCAAUGUUUUCAGCUUGAAGGACCUGUUGUCCAGCGAGGCUGUGGUGGUCAUGCAGAAAACAGAGCCAGUUAAAGUUUCACUGGAGUGCUCUCUGGGUGUGGAUGUGCAGGCCGAUGUGGUGCUUCUGGUGGAUGGAUCCUACAGCAUUGGAAAGAAAAACUUUGCCAAAGUUCGAGCUUUCCUUGAAGUCCUGGUGAACACCUUUGACAUCGGACCAAACAAGGUUCAGAUUGCCUUGGUGCAGUACAGCAAGGACUCCUUUACAGAGUUCUACCUAAACACUCAUCAAAACGUCAACGGCGUGGUCAAGGCUGUUAGAUCUUUCCCAUAUCGAGGCGGCUCUACCAACACCGGCAGAGCCAUGACCUACGUAAGGGAAGAGAUCUUCCAGACCAACAGGGGCGCACGAGCCAACGUUCCCCGAGUCACCAUCCUCAUCACCGACGGAAAGUCGUCCGACGCUUUCAAAGAGCCGGCCACCAAGCUGAGGAAUGCUGAUGUGGAGAUCUUUGCUGUGGGUGUUAAAGACGCCGUACGAAGUGAACUUGAAGCUAUCGCUAAUGAGCCUGCAGAGACUCAUGUGUACACGGUGGAGGACUUUGACGCUUUCCAAAGAAUUUCCAAGGAGCUGACACAGUCCAUCUGCCUGAGGAUCGAGCAGGAACUCCGCAGCAUCUACCAGAGACAACUGAUCCAACCCAGAGACCUGACCUUCUCCGAUGUGGGAUCCAGAAGCUUCCGAGCCUCCUGGGAAAUAGACGCCAACAAUGUGGAGUUCUUCACGGUUCAGUUUAAGCCGGAAGACGAUGUGGACGGACACUACGUGUCCAUGACCGUUCCCGGGAACACCCUCACCACAAUCCUCCCCCGCCUCACCCCUGUGACCCGAUACGAAGUCAGGGUGUCUGCUCAGUAUGCCAAGGGGGAGAGUUUACCUCUGAUCGGCUACGAGACAACGCUAGAAGAGGCUGGCCCCCCGAAGAACCUGGUCACCAGCCUGGUAACGGACACCAGCUUCAGGGCCUCCUGGACGGCGGCGCCCGGGAUCGUACAGGCCUACAAAGUUCACUGGAAAUCUUUGUUUUCUGAGGAACACGGAGAGAAAACGGUGCCAGGUGAUGAAACAACCACCGUCCUGGACGGUCUGACUCCAGAGACGCCUUACCAGGUGUCUGUGAUCGCCGCCUAUCCUCACAAAGACAGUGACCCGCUCACCGGACGGGAAACCACCGAUGCUUCUUCAGCUGCUUCCGUGACAGUGUCCGAUGAGACGGAGCGAACCAUGAGAGCUUCAUGGACUCCAGCUCCAGGAGAUGUGGUCAACUACCGUCUAAAGUACGUUCCUACUGAUGGAGGCAAGGAGGUGGUCCUGAAGAUCCCAGGAAGGACCACCUCUACCAUCCUGAAGCGCCUGCAGCCUUUAACCUCCUACAGCAUCACUGUUCUGCCCAUCUACAAGCGCGGGGAAGGAAAACCAAGGCAAGGAGUAGGAACGACACUGUCUAUUUACAAGGCUCCAAGAAACCUGAAGACCUCAGAUCCAACCAAGACCAGUUUUAGAGUCUCCUGGGAUCAUGCUCCUGGGAAUGUUAGGGGCUAUAAAGUGACCUUUCACCCUACAGAGAAUGAUGUGGACCUGGAGGAGCUCCUAGUCGGUCCAUAUGAUAACACAGUGGUUCUGGAGGAGCUCAGGGCAGGAACAAAGUACUCUGUUGCUGUUUUUGGGAUGUUUGACGGAGGCAUCAGCUCUCCUCUUGCCGGGGAGGAGAAGACGACACUAACGGACGAACUUCCCGAACCUCCGCCUCCGGAUCUCUCUGACAUUCAGUGCAAGACGUCAGCCAAGGCCGACAUGGUGCUGCUGGUGGACGGCUCCUGGAGCAUCGGACGCAUCAACUUCAAAACCAUCCGUAACUUCAUCGCCCGCAUGGUUGGCGUGUUUGACAUCGGCCCCGACAAGGUGCAGAUCGCUUUGGCUCAGUACAGCGGAGACCCGAGGACCGAGUGGCACCUGAACACCCACUCCACCAGAGACGCGCUGCUGAAUGCCGUCAACAACCUUCCAUAUAAGGGAGGAAACACCAUGACAGGUGAGUCAUCAGAGGCUGAGAUAGGCCCGCCCACCAACCUGGUGACAUCAGAAGUGACCCACUACUCCUUCAGAGCCACCUGGACCCCUCCGGGAAUUCCUGUGGACCUGUACCGGGUCACGUACAUGAUGGCGGCUGGAGGACCCACCCUAGAGGUACUGGUCGACGGGGAGGUCAACACCGUCGUACUGGAAAACCUGAACCCGCUGACGGAGUACGUGGUCAAUGUUUUUGCCGUGGUGGAUGAGGUCAGCACCGAGCCUCUGAGGGGAACCGAGACCACCUGUUCUGCAGAAGGAUCAUUUUCCCAUCACAUCAGAGCACGCUCCUUAUCUACAGAUUGUUGUCUCUGCUCUCUGCAGGAACGGGUUGCAGGAGACGUGACGAACAUCCAGCUGGUGCAGCUCAUCCCCAACACCGAGUACAACAUCAGACUCUUCGCUUUACACGGAGAAUCAACCAGCGACGCCCUGGAGGGUCAGGGGGUCACCUUGCCGCUGCCCCCUGCUGGAGUGCUGAGGAUCAGAGAUGUGACCCACAGCACCAUGAUGCUCAACUGGGACGCUGCUCCUGGAGCGGUCCGCAAAUACAUCAUCACCUACAAGCCUGAGGAAGGAGAACUGAAGGAGAUUCUAGAAUACGUCGUUCCUGCUCCCAAGAACCUCCGCUUCUCCGAGACGACCCAGACCUCGUUCAGAGCCACCUGGGAACACGGCGCUCCAGAUGUGGCCCUCUACCGGAUCUCAUGGACCAAGCAGGGAGAGGCGAACUUUCUGAAUGAAAUUCUGAACAGCGACGAGAACUCCUACGUUAUCGAGAACCUGGACCCGGACACGGAGUACUUAGUGACCAUCACGGCAAUCUAUCCAGACGAGUCUGAGAGCGAGGACCUGAUGGGAACCGAGCGGACGUUGCUGAAGGACUCAGAGGUAAAACCGGCGCCGCCUCGGAACCUCCGAGUGUUUAACGCCACCACCUCCACCCUAUCCGUCAAGUGGGACGCCGCUCCCGGCCCGGUGCAGAACUACAAGAUCACGUACAAGCCCAUCGCUGGAGGAGAGCCGCUCUCACUGCAGGUCGGAGGGAAGAAGACCAACAUCCUCCUGCAGCAGCUGCAGCCGGACACGCCGUACUCCGUCACCGUGGCCGCCGUCUAUCCCUCAGGCGUCAGCAGGGAUAUCUCUGGAGAGGGAAAAACCAAACCUCUGGGUGGUGUGAGGAACCUCCAGGUGCUGAACCCGACCAUGACUACCCUGAACGUGCGCUGGGAGCCGGCUGAGGGCAGAGUCACGGAGUACAAAGUGAUUUAUUCUCCGGCAGCUGGAGGAGCAGAGAUGAUGGAGACGGUGUCGGCAGGGACGACCACGACCAUCCUGCGAGGCCUGCAGCCCGACACUCUCUACACUGUGUCGCUGGUUCCAGUUUAUGCUGAUGGCGACGGAAGGAAGAUGUCUGAAAACGGAAAAACAAGGCCUUUAGGGGGAGUGAAGAACCUGAGGGUGACCGACCCAACAAUGACGUCCCUGAGUGUUAACUGGGACCCGGCUGAUGGCGCCGUUCGUCUCUACAAGGUCUUCUACGUACCUUCAGCCGGUGGACAAGAGGAGAUGGAGCAAGUUCCCGUUGGAACCACCUCCUUGGUUCUGAGGAACCUGCAGUCCGACACGCAGUACACCGUGUCCGUGGUGCCGGUGUACCCCGCCCGGGAGGGCAGACGGCAGUCAGAGAACGGGAAGACGCUGCCUCUGAGCGGAGUCAGCGGCAUGAGGGUGUCCAACCCCACCAUCACCACUCUGACCGUCAACUGGGACACUGCCGAAGGCAACGUGCAGGGCUACAAAGUCAUCUAUAAGCCUGUAAACGGCGGCCUGGAGAUAGUGGAACAAGUUUCUGAGAGCACCACCUCCACCGUCCUGCAGAAACUGCUGCCAGACACCGAUUACACCGUCACCGUGGUUCCCGUGUACGCUGAGGGGGACGGGCCCAGCCUGACCGACACCGGCAAGACCAAUAUUGAACAGGAAGAGGUUUCAGGUGGAACCACGACCACCAUCCUGAGAAAUCUGGAAGCUGACACACUCUACAAAGUGGCUGUGGUUCCAGUCUACCCUGACGUAGAGGGAAUACGGCAGGAAGACAGCGGAAAGACAAAGGAUCUGGGUGGAGUGAGGAAUCUCCAGGUGACGGACCCCACCGUCAGCUCCCUCAGGGUCCGCUGGGAGCCGGCUGAGGGAGACGUCCGAAUCUACAAAAUCCUCUACGCCCCGGCGGCUGGAGGAGCCGAGAGCAUGAGGUUCUUCACAUCUGGAUCCACUUUUAGAGGCUUUUAGAGGAAUGCUGCUCCACCGUUUCUCACAGACGGUGAAUCCUGGUGAAACUGCGGCUCACCUGCUCCUGUCGGCCUAACUCUGUCUCCUCCUCUCUGGACAGUUCCACGGACGCCGCCCAGGAACAUCCAGGUGUACAACCCCAGCCCCAACAGCCUGAACGUGCGCUGGGAGGCAGCCACGGGUCUGGUGCAGCAGUACCGCGUGGCGUACGCCCCCCUGAGUGGAGUCAGACCCUCAGAGUCGGUCCUGGUUCCAGGAACCAUCACCAAUGCCUACCUGGACAACCUCAUCCCAGACACUCCCUACUCCGUCACCGUCACGGCCAUCUACGCCGACGGCGAGGGAUCGGAGAUGAAGAGCGACGGCAAAACGCUACCCAGAGCGGGCCCCAGGAACCUGCGCGUGUACGACGCCACCACCAGCACCCUGACCAUCGGCUGGGACCACGCAGAAGGGCCCGUCAGGCAGUACCGCAUCGCCUACGCCCCCAUGACCGGAGACCCCAUCACAGAGUUUACGAUGGUUCCAGGGAACAGGAACAACGCCAUGCUGCAGAACCUGUUCCCAGACACGCCGUACAACAUCAGCGUGGAGGCCAUCUACGGCGAGGGGCCCGGAGGGUCCCUGAGCGGGAACGGGCGGACAAUCGGCCUGUUGAGUCCCAGAAACCUGCGGGUGUCAGACGAGUGGUACACCAGGUUCCGGGUGUCCUGGGAGCCGGUCUCUGCUCCGGUGGAAGGAUACAGACUCAUCUACUCCCCCCAAGGUAAAGACCAGCCUGUGGACUUCUUCGUGGGUGAUGUCACCUCCUUCACUCCAACCAACCUGCAGCCCGGAACCACCUAUGAUGUGAAGGUCGUGGCUCAGUACGCCAGCGGCGCCAGCGCUCCCCUGGUGGGAGAGGGAACGACACUUUACCUGAAUGUGACCAACAUCGAGACCUACGACGUCAGCCAUGACAGCUUCUGCAUCAAGUGGAGUCCUCACAGAGUGGCCACAUCAUACCGCAUCAAACUGAAGCCUGUGGACCCCUCCAGCAGAGGACAGCAGGAGAUGACCAUCCCCGCCGGCCUGCCUCAGUACUGCUUCGACGGGCUCUCCCCCGACGCCCUGUACACCGCCACGGUCUUCGUUCAGACUCCCAACCUGGAGGGUCCGGGAGUCAGCGCCAACGAGCGGACGUUGGUGAAGCCGACGCCAGUCCCUACUUGUUGUUUGUCUCCAGUCUGUAAAGGAGCCAAAGCAGACCUGGUGUUCGUCAUCGACGGCUCGUGGAGCAUCGGCGAGGAGAGCUUCACUAAAGUUGUUCAGUUUGUUUCCAGCAUCAUCGCCGCCUUCGACGUCGUCGGACCAUCAGGGAUGCAGGUGUCAUUCGUGCAGUACAGCGACGGCUCAAAGACGGAGUUCAAGCUCAACUCGUACGACGACAAAGGCAUCGCCAUGGCAGCCGUGCACCUCAUCCGCUACAGAGGAGGAAACACUAAGACAGGGGAGGCUCUGAAACACACGUACGAGAAGGCCUUCUCCGUGGAGAACGGGAUGAGAAGGAACGUCCCCAAGGUGGUGGUGGCCAUCACUGACGGACAGUCGCAGGACGAGGUGAAGAAGAGCGCCGCCAAGCUGCAUCAUGCAGGCUACAGCGUGUUUGCCAUCGGCGUGGCCGACGUGGAUUUCGUGGAGCUGCAGGUGAUCGGCAGCAAGCCCAGCGACAGACACGUCUUUGUCGUGGACGACUUUGACGCCUUCGACACCAUCAAAGAAAAUCUGAUAACCUUCAUCUGCGAAACCUCAACGUCCACCUGUCCUUUAAUCUACGUCAACGGCUUUACUUCCCCGGGAUUCAGGAUGCUGGAGGCCUUCAACCUGACAGAGAAGACCUACAGUUACAUCCCAGGAGUCUCCAUGGAGCCCGGGUCCUUCAACAGCUACACGGCAUAUAGGCUUCACAAGAACGCCUUCGUGAACCAGCCCACCACAGAGAUGCACCCAGACGGCCUUCCUCACACCUACACCAUCAUCCUGAUGUUCCGCCUGCUGCCCGACUCGCCCUCAGAAGCCUUCGACAUCUGGCAGGUGUCCACCAAAGACCACAAGCCGGAGACCGGCGUCACCGUGGACGGCUCCGCUCAGACCAUCUCCUUCUACAACAAAGAUGAAACCGGAGAGAUCCAGAGAGUCACGUUUGACGAAGGUCUGGUGAAGACCAUCUUCCACGGAAGCUUCCACAAGCUCCACAUCAUGGUUUCAUCCAACAGCGUCAAACUCAACGUGGACUGUCAGGAGGUCGCUGAGAAGAAGAUCAAGGCCGCUGGGAACACGUCCAGAGACGGAUACCAGGUCCUGGGAAAGAUGUCCAAGUCCAUCGGGUCUAAGGGCAAGUCUGCAACGUUCCAGCUCCAGAUGUUCGACCUCGUCUGCAGCCUGGCCUGGACCAGCCGGGACAGAUGCUGCGACCUGCCGUCCAAGAGAGACGAGCUGAAGUGCCCCGCCCUUCCCAAUGCCUGCACCUGCAUCUCAGAGGCCAACGGGCAGCCAGGCCCCCAGGGGCCCGUGGUGAGGAAGACCUUCUGGCUCCAAGGAGCUUUUUUUCUGCUUCCUGAUUCUCUGCUCAGAUGUUUGCAGGGUUCCCGAGGUGCUCCCGGUCCUGCUGGACCCGUGGGACCUGCUGGAGUGAGGGGACCUUCAGGAAAGGAAGGACCAGCUGGACCCCGAGGACCACCAGGACCCAUGGGACCUCCAGGAUCUCCAGGAAUGCCAGGACCUUCAGGAAAACCUGGAAACCCAGGAGACCUGGGACCUCCUGGAGCCGCCGGUCUGAAAGGAGACAAAGGAGAGAGGGGCGACUUUGCUCCUCAGAACAUGAUGCGAUCCAUCGCCAGACAAGUCUGCUCGCAGCUCGUUAGCGAUCAAAUGAGCCGGGUCAACACGAUGCUGAACCAGAUCCCCAACGGGAACCACAGAGGCAGCAACAAUCCGGGCCCCCCAGGGCCUCCCGGACCUCCCGGCAGUCAGGGACCACGUGGAGAACCGGGCCCCGGAGGAAGGAAUGGAUUCCCAGGAAAUCCAGGUUUACCUGGCCAGCAGGGAGAAAGAGGUCCUGCAGGAGAAAAAGGAGACCGAGGCGUUCCGGGAGUCGGACAGAAAGGACCCAGAGGGCCUCCAGGUCCUCCAGGAGAGAGCAGGACCGGAUCCCCAGGCUCCACAGGCUCCCCCGGACCCCGCGGCCCCCCCGGCCGUCCAGGCUACGCCGGAGUCCGCGGUCCUCCGGGACCUCCUGGAUACUGCGAUUCCUCUCAGUGUGUCGGUAUUCCUUACAACGGUCAGGGAUACGUAGGAACCCGGGUCGCCUCCGCCCCCCAGGAGAACCAGCUGCUGCAGAACCAGCGCCGGAAGAGGUCGCUGCCCAGAAAGUCGUCUGACAGGCUGUCAUCAUAAGAGCGUCUGUGUUUUGUUCCCGGAGGGGUUUGAAACCUUGAAAAUGCCUGAAAGUGUUUGUGAAUAUUAACUGUGCGUGGCGGGUGACGGGACUGGAAGAACCGGGUGUUCAGCCCAAUUUUUAAUAACAUGGAAGAAAAUGUACUGAGGACCAAUUUUAAAAAAAACAACCUGUGAGCUUCUCGUUUUCCUGCCUGUAACAUAUUUGCUUUAGGUUUGUGUUAAAGGAGCAGCAGAGAAACAAGGUUCAUUAUAACAGCUUUCCUGCGUAUCUUAGUAUUUAUCAGUUUGCCUUUUUUCUGUCACAGUUCAUGUUAGCAGCAGUGGAAUCACAUGUGCUUCCUGUUCUUCUUACAUGUCAUUGGGUUUAAUCAGAACAUCUGAGACGCAGCAUCACUUUUCAUAAAUUCCACAGCCGUAUUUCUUAUUUAUUUCUGAAAACAGAAGAGGCAUUUUUCAAUAAAACUACUGAAAAUCUCA
Messenger RNA from Cyprinodon variegatus (sheepshead minnow), 9816 nucleotides. RefSeq names its product collagen alpha-1(XII) chain-like (gene col12a1b). NCBI's taxonomy places the organism in Eukaryota, Metazoa, Chordata, Actinopteri, Cyprinodontiformes, Cyprinodontidae. Gene Ontology annotation, molecular function: protein binding. The transcript is spliced from 64 exons. The record is from RefSeq and is a predicted model, not a curated record.